Echinops telfairi (small Madagascar hedgehog) is the source of this 2745-nucleotide messenger RNA. RefSeq names its product vesicle associated membrane protein 1 (gene VAMP1). The record is from RefSeq and is a predicted model, not a curated record. The transcript has 5 exons. NCBI's taxonomy places the organism in Eukaryota, Metazoa, Chordata, Mammalia, Afrosoricida, Tenrecidae. Gene Ontology annotation, cellular component: plasma membrane; SNARE complex. Gene Ontology annotation, biological process: vesicle-mediated transport; vesicle fusion; SNARE complex assembly. Gene Ontology annotation, molecular function: SNAP receptor activity; syntaxin binding. Bases 129 to 485 code for a protein of 118 amino acids.
AGCUCUUGCGGUCAGUGAGAGGCGGACCUGCGAACUUCUGUCGACUCACCCGCUGCUCUUCCCCCGUCGCCCGGCGUCUCGCCGCAGCCUCUGGAGGAGACGGACUCCCCACUCCCUGUGUCAGAAAAAUGUCUGAUCCAGCUCAGCCGCCAGCCCAGGGGGAAGAAGGGGCUGCCCCAGGUGGGGGGCCCCCCGGCCCUCCCCCCAACAUGACCAGCAACAGACGACUCCAGCAAACCCAGGCACAAGUGGAGGAGGUGGUGGACAUCAUGCGUGUGAACGUGGACAAGGUCCUGGAGAGGGACCAGAAGCUGUCAGAGCUCGACGACCGCGCUGACGCCUUACAGGCGGGAGCGUCACAGUUCGAGAGCAGCGCUGCCAAGCUAAAGAGGAAGUACUGGUGGAAAAACUGCAAGAUGAUGAUCAUGCUGGGAGCCAUCUGUGCCAUCAUUGUGGUAGUUAUUGUAAUCUACUUUUUUACUUGAGAAUGUACCAUCCCUUCCCUGUUCUCCAUCGCCAGCCAGACUCAUGCCCCGCUCCCUCUGUUUGCUCUCUCAACACACGUCCCCAUCUGCCUCCUGGCAUCCCAGCGCAGGCUUCUCUGCCACCCAUCCCUCCUGUGUUUGUUGCUUUCUGUUGGCACUUUGUCGUAACCCCACCCCCCACCUCUUAGAAAUGCUGCUCGUGCAGAGUCUUGGGGUAACCUCUCUGAGAGAGAGAGAGAGAGAGAGAGAGAGCACACAAGCAAUAGACGGUGCUUCCUUCCUGAUCCCUUCCUCACGUCCCCUCCAGUUCUCCCCAAGCCCCCAAAGAGGUGGAGGCCACCGCAAGGGAGGGAGUAAAAGGGGCAGCUGAGGCGAGGUUGCCAAGGAGGCUGCCAAGACGGGGCAAGAGCAGGGGAUGUGUCUUCAGGAGAGGCCGGCCUGCAGGCGGGAGGAAGCCUGGCACGCUUGGGGAAAUGGUGGCUCCCUCGUUGCUGCCCUGGCUACCUCACCUGCAACUCUCCCCCUGUGCUAGCUCCGGGAGAGGACCCCACGAGGGGGUCCCCUGUCCAGCUUGGCCCUUUUAGAAUGUCAAACCUAGGCUGCUGCUGUUGCUUUUUACAUUAGUUACUUCUAACCUUUUAGCCCAAAGUUCUCUAGGUCUUCAGGGAUCCUACAAUCUCUUACUUAGUUUCUGUAGGCCUGGAGUCCCAACACUGAGAAGAUACAGGCCCCUCAUUCUCAGCCUAGAAGCAGUCCCCAUCCCCACCCCCGAAAGGGCCGUCCCAGCACAUUUUGGGAUGAAGGGCUGGGCGUAAUUUCAGAGAGCCAAGGUUUUGGACUCUCGGUCCAUUUUCAUUGCUGUCAUAAAAGACAACGGUCUGUUGGCUAUAGAGAAAUGGAGUCUGGGGCCUUGUUUUAAAAUGAACUUGGGGUAGGGUGGGAGCCAAGGAACUUAGAGGAAGCUACCUCUUGCCCUUCCACUGUGGAUGAAGGAACGGGAGGGGGUGAGAAGUGAGGGGCUUGCCAAAGGCAGGAAGGAAGAAGGUAAGAGGUCCUCCCUGGGCCUGGCCCAGCCCCAGUAGUUAGGGAAGUUUGAUGUGCCUGAGAACACAACCCUUAGACAGGAGGCCCGACAGUACUUGGAUAUUGCUGUGUCGUCCGGGGCCCUCUCCACUAGCCACCUCUGUCCCUCCUGCUGUACCGUCCCCAUCUACACCUCCCUCCGUUACCCAUCUGCACUCGACUCUGCCUGCUCUCUUGCUCUCCUCUGUUUGGUGUUGGGGUACAGAGAGAGGCAGCUGAGGUUGGGAGCCACUCGCCUGUCUCGAGAGUGGGGUGAGGGGUGGGGGGCUCCUGCUGCCUGGAGGAUAGAGUGUUGCCAGGGAUAGACCAAAGACCUUGCUGAAAGGGUGAGGAGGGAGGGGAGCAGGGCAGGCUGGGAAGAACAGAGGAGGAACACACCCGAAGCCCUUUAUUCCUUCCGCCCUCUGGCUCGGACUGGGGUGGGGUGGGGGCAGGGGUGGCCUGGCCUGGAUACUCGCCUCCCACACAGCAGCAUUUCAUCGAGCAAAACCAUCCUCCCUCUCCCGCUGCCUCCCCCCAACCCCCGCUCCCUACCUUCCUGCCCUGGGCAGGACUGAAGAGCUGAAGAAAGCAGUCAGUGUACCCUCCCAGCGUCCCCCCUCGAAGGUCUUCACUCUCCCCUGGGAUGCUCCUUGUCUAAUCCAUGGGGUCACCGCCGGAGCAGCAGCACCACUGUCCUCGAUGUGUCCCGAGCCUCGAGCAGAUCAUGGGCUCCCCCAGCCCCAGCCCUGUGGUGGGGCUCUUUAUCUCCCCGGUUCUGCCCCUCUGAGGCGCACCAGAAGUAGCCGGCUUUGUUCUUUGGGGUGGGGGGGCGGUAGCCCUUCUACUUUCUCAUCCCGCCCUGAGCCUUCCUCUGUCUUUGUCCCCCCCACCUCUGCCCCCACCCCGAGCCACAUGCAUGAGCCGUUAUGCAGCUAAGCCCUGGGACUCUGCAGGUAGGUGGAGCCCGGCUUCCCACAGCCCCAUCUGUCGUCUUCGGUUUGGCCAUGAGCCAAUGUGGGUUUCCCACUGUGUGUCUGCCGUCACCUCUCUGUCUCUCUUCCUGACCCCGACCUCAUACUGGUAUAGAGUAAUAACAGUUGUACUUCCACCAAAGGCAUGUGGCAUAUUUACUGAUGUCAUGUAUUCUGAACAGAGGCCAAAAAAAAAAAAACCAAUACAAAUUCCUUCCACUAAA